CAUAAGACACUAACACAUAACCAACAGCCUCAAAGUGACACACUGAACAUACACACCUGUCACAGGAUAAAAGGUAGAUACACACUGCCACAUUGUUCAGGGUAACAUUUAAUAGAGCAAGGUUGCCGUGCACUCACUCUCAUCUGUGCUGUGAUUCAUCCCCCUGAAGGAGUUUAUUAGUCACGUCCAUCUUGUUACCAUUUUUAAGGUAGUCUGACUCCAUGAACACGGUACAGUACAUGACCCUGAACUCAUCAAAGUCAAAUCUAGUGGAUUUUAAAGAACACACCUCCAGUAUUUUUAUGUUCAUCACAUUGAAAUAGUUAGUUUAGCCAAAUGUUAGCUUGUCUUUGUUUGAAUAUCUAAAGAUAAUCAAGUUGUUCUUUCCACAACUGUUGUUCUCCAUUUCAGAGGAGACCUUUAAAGAAGACUUCAACCACCAAAUGACAAUUUGUAUAUCAGUUACUUACCCCGUGUUAUGUUGAAUUCAAGAAGAAUACUUUGUUUUUCUCGCAUGCUUCCACAGUGAAUAGAGAAUCAAAAAACUAAGAAAAUUCUUGAUGAAUUAAAGUUAAAGGGGGGCGUAUUUAACAGUGUAAUCCAACUCUAAUUUAUCCAGUCGUAUGCCCAGUACUCCCCAAACACAUGCAUUUUGGUAAAACCUUGCUAUUUAAAACUCUUACGCCUAGACAGUCUCACACACGAACGAGAAGCAAAUGUGCAUUUGAACUGUAUUCAAUGAAAUGCACUAGCAGAGGUCAAAUGCAUGCAGUUGCCCAGGUGUGUUUUUCGUGUGGGUAAGUGUUAUUAAUUGUUCUUAUUUAUCAAAAUGCAUAUGUUUGGGAAGUACUGAGCAAGCAACUGGAUAAAUGAGACUUGAAUUUUUCUUGGUCUUAUGUUAUACAGUCUCUUUUGGCCGUUUAUACUGUACAUCCUUGUACCAGUCAUUUUUUGUUCUGUUAUCAAUUUAUUGCACAAUUUAAAAAGAAAAAAAGAAUUUUCUCAGUUUUUGGAUUCUCUGUUCACUGUAGAGACAUGUUUGAAAAACAUUUUCUUCACAAAUAUAAAAUAAUGGGGUUUAAGUUAAUUGGUGUUUCCCUUUUGAGAUGAAAUACGUCAGCAUUCUUUAUUAGAAUGAAUAAUAAACGCAAUACGUAAGACACGUUAAUCAUUUCCUCCAGUUUUUCAUUGAUGGCUGGUAAUCUUCUGCAGCCCAAGUUAGAGUGAGCUCCAUGUACAACACAAAGCCUGUGGAUUGUGUGUGAUGCACUGAAGUGCUGUUCACCUUCACUGAUCCUUAAACAAGUCUGAAAGCUCACUAAUACACAGAGUCCAUCAUGAAAAUAUGAAGAGAAUCUCCCAUCCAUCAGCACACUGAAGAGGGGCUUAUUCCAUGAAUGAGCAGGAUGGUCUCACACAGACACUCCCUUCCCCCCACUCAUGUGCAGAAAAAUGUGAAUGAGGUAGUGGGAGCUGGAGAUGAAACGGCAUCCCCCCCUUCAUACACUCUUCCUCCAUGUAUCCCUCUCCUCAGACUGGAGCCCGGCGCUCGUGUGAUUCCACGAUUAGCCCGCCCAUGCAACCUGCACAUGCUCACCACACACACACACACACACACACACACUUCCUUCCAUCAUAUACAUGUACAUCUCCCGCCUUGCCCCCAUCACAUACGUUGCCUGCUUGGAUACAUAUACCAUUACACACGCCACUCGCUCACGUGGCGGAGGCCGGAGCUUCGUGGGAGGCAAACCCCCCCGCCCCCCAUAGCUGCAGAUCAGUCAAUGAGCAGCUUCAGUCAGUGGGGAAGAAUUAUCCAUGCUGGCACUCUGGAACAAAGACAGGCACAUUUGAUCCCAGAGUGGACAAACUGAUCGAGCAGUUUCAUUCAAAAUAGAUCUCUAAUGACUCUUGACAGUGUCUCUGAUGAAGAGUGAGACGUCUGCGGACCACUGAAACAUGAAUGUUUGAAUAGUUCUGUGAGGAAAUGUUCAUUUAAGCCCAUUCAGAGUGUUUUUCAUAGCUGCUAACAGUCACCAACACUGAUUUGGUGCUUAAUUUAAAGGCGAAGCAACUGACUUUCUGUUAUUAUCAUAUUUUACAUCAGUUUUAAAACAUGGUCAAUACACAGAUAAAAUUUGGGUUACCAAAUUUAAAAAGAUUAACAACACUACCUGACAUUUCAAACACUCUCAUCAUGCUAUGGCAGCCUGCUUUGAGGGCAUUUCUGUGCCCAAAAUACUUUGUUAUCUUCUGCCCGCAAUCAUUCAAUCGUGAAAAUGGCCGAUGUACUCACAUCCUUGUGGUACACAGUGUACAGUUUUUUAUUUUUGGCAACAUGAAUGAAAUCAUGAAAUCCCCCCUUCCAUCCAUUCAAAGCUUUUCCUUCAUAUCUUCUUCAAACUUGGUGCACAUGGUGUGUCUCACUACCUCCGCCUCCAGCACACUUGUCCCUGCCCACUUUGUACGUCCCCCCCACCAAUGAGGGCCCUCUGCCUCUCCCAGCCUCUGCUGCAGCAGGUGCCUGAUAGGCUGCUAUUCUUAGGCAUUUUUGGAAGGAGGCGGGGAUUAGAGUACCUCGUUCUCCCUCUGUUUACACACAUAUGGGAGCAGGCAGUAACUGAGUGAAUGAGGGAGAGUCAGGGGGAGCGAGGGAGUGUGGCUUCUCCGACUUGCAUCCUCGCAUCCCACAGCAUUCCCACAGCUAUGCUUCCACGCUCUUGUUCUUCCAUGGAUCUCUGAGAUAUUUUUGGUUAUAUCCGCCUGUUCAGCUUGUAGUGAUCAAAGCCUCCACAGCACUAACCAGCAGACUGUCUGCUCGCUUUGGAUUUUGCUCAGGCAAGCAGUACAGGAGCACAAAGUGUCCCUGCUGUCUGUCGAACAGGCAGUGCCGGAGGACGACCAGAAAGCUCUGCUCUCUCACUCAGUUUUAUUUUUGCUCCCAUGCUUGACUUUGCGCUGAAAUGCCAGAAGUGAGCUAUUCCAUCUCUGUGUCGUGGAUGUUCAUUCAGUUCAAGAGGAUGCUGAACCGAGAGCUCACUCAGCUGUCAGAAACGAGCCGUUCAGGGAACCAGGUGUCUGAGUUCAUCGCUAACACCUUCCUCGAGAAGCAACAUGACAUGGACAUCAUGUCCCCACCCAACAAGGAGAAGGACAAGAAGAAGCGGCCCAUGUCCCAGAUCAGCGGUGUGAAGAAGCCCACGCACAGCCCCAGCCUCGCCCCCUCCACCAUCCCUCGCUUUGGGGUCAACGCCAGCCAGGAAGGACUCUUAGGAAAGGAACUGGAGGACAUAAACAGAUGGGGUAUUGACAUUUUCAAGGUCUCCGAGUAUUCUGGGAAUCGCCCACUGACAGUCACCAUGUACACCAUCUUCCAGGAACGUGAGCUGAUGAAGUCCUUUAAGAUUCCAGCGGACACUUUCAUUACCUUCAUGAUGACUUUGGAGGAUCAUUACCAUGCCGACGUGGCCUACCACAACAACAUUCAUGCUGCGGACGUCGUCCAGUCCACACAUGUCUUACUGUCCACACCUGCUCUAGAGGCUGUGUUUACUGACCUGGAGAUCCUCGCCGCUCUCUUUGCAAGUGCGAUCCAUGAUGUGGAUCACCCUGGAGUUUCCAAUCAGUUUCUCAUCAACACCAACUCAGAGUUGGCCCUGAUGUACAAUGACUCUUCGGUGCUGGAGAAUCACCACCUCGCUGUUGGCUUUAAGCUUCUGCAAGAGGAUAACUGUGACAUCUUUCAGAACCUCAGCAAAAAGCAGAGGCAGUCGCUGCGCAAAAUGGUCAUUGAUAUGGUGCUGGCUACAGAUAUGUCUAAACACAUGAACCUACUGGCAGACUUGAAAACCAUGGUGGAGACAAAGAAAGUCACCAGUCUAGGAGUCCUGCUGCUGGACAACUAUUCAGACCGCAUUCAGGUUCUUCAGAACAUGGUGCACUGCGCAGAUCUGAGCAACCCCACCAAGCCUCUGGAGCUGUACCGGCAGUGGACAGACCGCAUCAUGGUGGAGUUUUUCACCCAGGGGGACAGGGAGAGAGACAAAGGCAUGGAGAUCAGCCCUAUGUGUGACAAACACAACGCCUCAAUAGAGAAGAACCAGGUGGGUUUCAUUGACUACAUUGUUCAUCCUCUGUGGGAGACGUGGGCCGACCUUGUCCACCCAGAUGCUCAGGAGAUCCUGGACACACUGGAGGAUAACAGAGAGUGGUACCAGAGCAUGAUCCCCCACAGCCCCUCACCACACCCAGAGGGUCAGGAGGAGGAGGGAGCCCAUGCCGGGGAAUCCACAGCACUCGGCGGGGGCAGCGGCUCCAUCUCAGCCGACAAGUUCCAGUUUGAGCUGACUUUGGAGGAAGAAGGAGAGUCGGAUACGGAGAGUCCACCUGAGGAAGAGGAGGGCUACAGUGGCAGUAGGGGAUCUGAAUUCUCCAGGACUGAUUCUGCUGCUACGACUCACAUGCUCACCAAAAGGCUCACUACUGAAUCGGGCAGGACGUUUUCUUUAGACUCUGAUAAAGAUAUGGCAGAAGACAGAGAGACAGAGCAGGAAGACGUCUCUGGGGUGCCACGCUUCAGACUUGGAAUAUAGCACCAGUCAAAAGUUUAGUUUCUUUUGGCCUUUUUUUGUUUAUUAUUCUUGAUUUCGGUGCCUCAUCCUCUGUCACUCCCUUUCUCCCACUCCAACCAAACACCACCUCUGGUUUCUGCGGACAGGGUGACAGCAAGCCUGUGGGGUGGGGAGUGUGCGAGUG
Molecule: messenger RNA, 4755 nt
Organism: Epinephelus fuscoguttatus (brown-marbled grouper)
Lineage: Eukaryota; Metazoa; Chordata; Actinopteri; Perciformes; Serranidae
Gene: pde4ca
Product: phosphodiesterase 4C, cAMP-specific a
Exons: 10
Coding region: 2964-4592 (542 amino acids)
Biological process (GO): signal transduction
Cellular component (GO): perinuclear region of cytoplasm; cytosol; nucleus
Molecular function (GO): 3',5'-cyclic-AMP phosphodiesterase activity
Source: RefSeq, a predicted model, not a curated record